CAGCAAUUUGGUAUACUAACGCAAAUCAACAACAAGCUUUUGGAUACUGGGAUACACAAAAUCAAGCUGAUAACCAAUAUGCUAUGUAUCUAUAUGAAUUAUAUCAUCGUUUAGAAACAAAUGCCAAUGUUUAUCCAGAAAUAAAAAAAGUCUGUAAAUUUACUACUGGUUUAAGAACAGAAUUACAAAUAGCAGUAUGUCCAUUUGGUGAAAAUACUUGGGAUGGAGUAGUUAAUAGAGCAAAAACUUGUAAACUUAUUUGUUAUGGUGCUGCAAUGUAUAUUACUUCUAAUCUUAACAACAAUAUUGUUACUCCAACUCCUACAUCUUCUAAUUCUGUUGAAAUUAUAAUGAAAGCUCUCACUAAAU
Racocetra fulgida is the source of this 369-nucleotide messenger RNA. The record is from the annotation of a GenBank genome assembly. NCBI's taxonomy places the organism in Eukaryota, Fungi, Glomeromycota, Glomeromycetes, Diversisporales, Gigasporaceae.